CUGACAUUCUGACGUUCACUUGGGUUCGCUUUGGUUUCUUCGCGCACUGUUUGAUGAGUGUUGGCUAAUAGUUGCUUUUGGAAUAUAGCUAGUAGCGAUAACGAAGAGAGCUGUGACGAAGAAGAUGAAAGAAGACGCGGAGAGGGAAAGAGUGGCGAUGGAGAACGCCGCGGCAGCGAAGGCGGUGGUGAAGACCGGAGAGAGGGCCGCGAGGGGGGCCGCCAGGGAGCCCGCAAAGACCCCAGCGGAACAGAAGGCGGCGGCGGAUAGGAAAGCCGCGAAGAAGACCGUGGCGGAUAAGAAAGCCGUGGCGGGGAAAGCGGCGAUGGCAAAGGCAGCGGAGCAGGUUCUCGAACCCGGCGACGAAAUCGAACAGCAGAGGAAGGAGAAAGUGAAGCAGAAGGAGAUCGAACGGCAGACGAAGAUGAAGGAGAAGCAGAAAGAGAAAGAAAUCGAACAGAUCACGGAUAUCGUGGAUGCGGAUGAUGAUGGAGGGCUUCGUUGGCGGGUGUUCACACUAAUCGGGUCGCAGGAAAAUAUGCAUGUCGAGUGGGCGCGGCCAGAUCCGACUGGGCCGUAUCGUAUAACCCGGGUAAUUCAGGCAGCGUAGAAGAGGGCGGAAGGGGGGUCCUGGAAUAUACGAUUGCAAUGAUGCCUUUCUUUGAUUCUGUUCCGUUCUUACCGCAUUUCUCCGAUAUCAAGUCCAUGCAGGUUUGGAGUUCUGAGAGAUAGGGGUGACAGUUUCGCGGC
Molecule: messenger RNA, 750 nt
Organism: Eremomyces bilateralis CBS 781.70
Lineage: Eukaryota; Fungi; Ascomycota; Dothideomycetes; Eremomycetales; Eremomycetaceae
Exons: 1
Coding region: 125-610 (161 amino acids)
Source: RefSeq, a predicted model, not a curated record